Daldinia vernicosa is the source of this 3395-nucleotide messenger RNA. Its product is annotated as glycoside hydrolase family 3 protein. Lineage: Eukaryota; Fungi; Ascomycota; Sordariomycetes; Xylariales; Hypoxylaceae. Gene Ontology annotation, molecular function: beta-glucosidase activity. Gene Ontology annotation, biological process: glucan catabolic process. The record is from RefSeq and is a predicted model, not a curated record. Bases 278 to 2836 code for a protein of 852 amino acids. The transcript is spliced from 5 exons.
AAAUAGAUGUCCGAUAUUGGAGUUAUAGGAGAACUCCGACAUAGGGCCACCCGUCUCGUCCUGGGUCUGGGUUAUAUAUCGAGAGUAGCGGUCCUUUGAAGGUUUAGUCCUCCUUUUUUUCACCUUUGCGAAUAAUAGGUAUUCCACAAGGCUACCCAGGUUUCGGCCAAUCUUCCUAAAAGGGAGUGUAUAUAACGAGUUUACCCCUUAUACGGCUCUGAAAUUGGCCAGUUUUGAUACCGCCUCACCAGAUGACAGAUAAUUGGCCGAGUAAACGAUGGCAGAAAUAAAGCAGGAGCGCCAACCGCUGUCGCAGGGCCAGGGAGUGCCCCCGGACCAGACCUCGUGGUGGACUAGGAUGCAGCAGCGAUUUCCUAUGCUGCAGAAGAAACGCGGCGUCGCCCUCGUUGUUGGCCUUAUGAUAUUGCCUUUAUUCGGUCUCUUAGGUCUUCUCGCCCUACGAAAUCAACACGGUGAUAGUGGCGACGGAGCUGCUGGGGCGUCUAGCAGCCAAGCUCUUAUCACCGAUGAUACUUAUUUCUACGGCCAGUCCGAGCCGGUAUAUCCCUCUCCCGCGAUGACGGGAGUUGGCGCUUGGGCCGAUGCGUACAAAAAAGCUCUCGACUUUGUCGGGCAGCUUACGAUCGAGGAGAAGGUAAUCCUUGCAUCAGGACUCUCCUCUUCUACGGGAAGUUCAGGAACAUUAAACGGCUGCUCUGGGAAUAUCGACGCCAUCCCUCGUAUGAACUUUUCGGGCUUUUGUCUGAACGAUGCCGGUCAAGGUGUCAGAGCUACGGACUUUGUCAGUGGGUUUCCGAGCGGUCUCCAUGUUGCUGCCAGUUGGAACAAGGAUUUGGCUCGGGACCGUGCAGAAAGCAUGGGCCUUGAGUUCAGAGUCAAGGGCGUCAACAUCCACCUCGGACCCGUUGUUGGUCCUAUCGGACGCGUACUACGUGGCGGGCGCAAUUGGGAAGGCUUUUCUCCUGACCCCUAUCUCACCGGUAGCCUCGUAUCGGAGACGGUAACGGGAAUUCAGUCGCAGGGGGUCAUCACAAGUACCAAGCAUUUCAUCGGCAACGAACAAGAGACGAACCGACAGCCUACUGGUGACACUGAAUCCGUCUCAUCUAACAUCGAUGAUAAGACUAUACACGAGCUGUAUUUAUGGCCAUUCCAAGAUGCCGUCAAGGCCGGGACUGCGAACGUGAUGUGCUCGUACAACCGAGUGAACAACUCAUACGCUUGCGCGAACAGCAAAACCCAGAAUGGCCUACUCAAAACGGAGCUGGGGUUCCAGGGAGCCAUUACUUCGGACUGGGAUGCUCUGCAUGCUGGUGUUGCAUCAGCUAACUCUGGAAUGGACAUGGUCAUGCCAAAUUCGAAACUUUGGGGCGACAAGCUAACAGAGGCAGUUAGAAAUGGAUCAGUUUCCGAGGGUCGCUUAGAUGACAUGGCAACGCGAAUCAUGGCCGGAUACUACCAGCUGGGACAGGACAAGGACUUCCCAGAGCCGGGAAUCGGUAUGCCUGCAGACCUAACCCAACCGCACGACAUUGUCGACGCGAGAAAUAUCUCGUCUCAGAAAGUUCUACUAGAUGGUGCUAUUGAGGGCCACGUUUUAGUCAAGAAUAUCAAGAAUGCACUUCCACUAAAGAAACCGAGAAUGCUCUCGGUAUUCGGUUACUCGGCAAAGAGUCCCGACCAGUGGAACUACAAAUCUAACGGCGGUGUUGCCGCGUGGACUUUCGGAGGCGAAUCAUCCUAUCUUGGGCGCGACACGAGUGCCGGCUUCUCGGGUCAUUACUAUGAAGAUUUCUCAGACAUAGCUCCUAAUGGGACGCUAUUCUGUGGUGGUGGUUCCGGUGCCGUGACGCCAGCUUUCGUUAGCUCGCCGUACGACGCCCUCAACGCUCGCGCGUGGGAUGACCGGACGGCUGUAUUUUGGGACUUCUUUAGUCCCGAUCCGGAUGUUGCCAGUAUAUCGGAUGCGUGUCUCGUUAUUGUUAAUGCGUUCGCAAGCGAAGGGUAUGAUCGUCCGAACUUACGAGAUGACUAUACCGAUGGCUUGAUCCGACAUGUGGCGGAUCGGUGCAAUAAUACGAUCGUCAUCUUUCAUAAUGCCGGCGUCCGGUUGGUGGAUCAGUGGAUCGACCACCCGAACGUAACGGCUUUGAUAUUCGCGCACCUACCUGGCGAGGCGUCUGGUCGUGCUCUUGUUUCCUUGUUAUACGGAGAGUCGAACCCGUCAGGCAAGCUACCGUACACGGUAGCCAAGAAUGAGUCUGAUUAUGAACAUGUCGCCAAGCCGGACUUACCCCUGGGUCAAUUCGAGCGCUUCCCCCAAUCGAACUUCAGCGAAGGCGUGUAUAUCGAUUACCGACACUUUGAUCUAAAGAACAUCACACCGCGAUACGAGUUCGGUUUCGGACUGAGCUACACGACGUUCAACUACUCGAAUUUAAAGAUUGAAAAGCGCGACGAUGCUAACACGGAUGAAUAUCCGACAGGGGCCAUCCGCGAGGGCGGGCAGGUAGACCUUUGGGAUGUGGUAGCAUCAAUCAGUGCGGAUAUAAAGAACGUAGGCGACGUAUACGGCGGCGAAAUCGCCCAGCUAUACGUCGGGAUCCCGAACGCGCCGGUACGUCAGCUACGCGGCUUCGAAAAGACGUUCCUCAACGCGACGAGGGAGGCGACGGCUACAUUCCUCGUCACGAGGCGCGACCUUAGCGUCUGGGAUGUGGUGGCACAGAAGUGGCGUCUACAACCGGGCGAGUACGGGAUAUUCGUCGGUGGAAGCAGUAGAGAUUUGCCGCUGAAUGGAACAUUGACGAUCUGAUGGAUGGAGGGAAGGGGGGAAGGGGGGAAGGGGGUAAUAUCGGGCAUGGGAGAUGAGGUGGGUAUGAGGGAAUUGUAGCUGAAUGUUUUAUGGCUUGUGGUGCUUAUGGUGAUUACAAGGCAUGCGUGCGAGAGCUUAUACAUACUCGAAUGGGUUGGCUGGUUGGUUGGUUGGUUGGAACUCUGUACGAGGUACUUUAUUGGGUGGCAAAGGCAAAUGGGUAACGAUUACGACGACCGGUAUUACCUUGAGUACCCAAGUCACAAGUGUAUAUAGCUAGAUUCUAUGGGUAUUCGAAGGGUUCUUGGAGUCGCGUGGUUAUGGCCUAUGUAGAUUUCUACGUACAAGGUGCUACCUUGGUGUGUUUUUAGGGACUUGUUAAUGGGAUAGAGCAAUGAAUGGAAAGUUGCUCAUAUAUAUGUACAUGCAUAUAAAUAAAUAAUCAUCAGCCUCAGCUUGACAUUCUCUUAACGCCGAUGAGACUAGGCAAAUAGGCGAAUAGGCGAAGUAACGGUUAACCGGUCUUGUUCUCCACUAGCACAUGGGAAUCUGUUGGGGC